AUGCCAUACCACGAAGACCCAGAAUCCGGCGAUAGCGAGAGCGAAAUACCGUCCUCAGAAGACGAAGCUGCAUACGAGGGAGGCACUCUGAUGAUCUCAGGUCAGAACUCGGAGCGCGUAAAAUACGCCCCUGCCGGGUCUAUUUGCGAGGCCCGCAACGUCUACAAGACGAAGUCGGACAGAGCGGAUCGCACGACGUGGACAAAGGAGUACCCUGACGACCUCACUGUCCCGGUCGAGAAUACUGAAUCUGGCCAGUACGCGCUGAUUGUGCGGAAUAUGAAGAGCUACGAUGGCCGUAAACCCCUUCAGAUUCACUCGAUUAUCGUUCAAAAUGACUUGCUCAAGAAAUUCCUGAAUAAACUCUUCAAGGGCUACCCCGGCGUGACGAUGACGCUGAAACGGGUUGAAAUCGAGACGCCCUUCAUGCCGUUUAUCCACCGACUUCUGGAAGAAGAACUUGGUGAGAUCAUUACCCACAAGAAGGACCUCAUCCACAAUGGUGUGAUCACUCACGCCUUUCUUUGGGCAAUUUUUGAACCGGGAGCCCAUCUUUAUUGUGUCGAUGACGAUCAUGAGCGUGUCUUCGAAUUGCUGUCGACCACGUUGAAUUCCGAUGGGGUAUUCGGUGUGUCCUCCAUGUACAUCGACUAUGAUGGAACUAGCUUUGGAUAUAGGAUGCAUGACGAACGCAUCUGUCUGUUCGAAGGUACACUGCCAAUUACUGCCCUACCCAUCUUCCCUCUAAAGUUUCACCCGAAGGUAGGCGCCGUGCGGGAGAAUCUCAUUGCCCGGGGGAAAUUGUGGGAGGAAUACAGCGGAUAUCACUACAAGCAGUACGAAGGACCUGGGUCCGCCAAGUUCAUGGGACGACACAUCCAGAUCAGCGUCAAGAGCCGGAUCAUUAUUGACGGCGAGGCGUUCAAUACCUUCAACCCCAACCACUCUAUCAAGGUUGAUCCCUGCCUCAAACCACUCAACGAUGAAAAGCAGCUUCUGGCGACUCCCAUGCUGCGUGGGUACUCACUGAAGGAUAAAAAGUGGCUCGAAGUCCCUCUCGAAGGGGUGCGGGAUAUUGUCUGGGACUCACAAGCCUUCGACUCGUUGGUCCUUCCGGCAGAGCAGCAGCGGCUGAAAUGUCUGAUACUGGCCAUCGCAAAGGCUCAGUCCAAGCAGAUGGAUACCUUUGACGAUGUCGUGCAGGGCAAGGGUCGGGGCGUCAUUCUACAGCUGAGUGGUCCUCCUGGAGUAGGAAAGACGCUCACGGCCGAGAGUGUGGCAGAGGCCAUGCGGGUUCCUCUGUACGUCCUGAGUGCGGGCGACCUCGGCACAUCCGCUGGGAACGUCGAGAAGGCGUUGAAAGAUAUCCUUCGCAUGGUCCCGAAGUGGGGUGCGGUUCUGCUGCUGGACGAGGCGGAUAUGUUUAUGGAGACGCGCAAUGCGACAGAUCUGGUGCGAAAUGAGUUGGUUUCGAUCUUUUUGCGACUGUUGGAAUAUUACAAGGGUAUUUUGUUCCUAACGACCAAUCGCGCCGAAAGCAUUGAUCCGGCUUUUGAGUCGCGAAUCCAUAUGUCGAUCUGGGCACAGUUCCUGGGUGGCAGUAGGGGAUUCUUAUCGGAACAGCUGGACUCUCUUGCCCAGGUGAAACUAAAUGGCCGGCAGAUUAAGAAUGUGCUGAAGACAGCGCAUCUUCUGGCGUGCGAGCAGGACCUUGACAUCGAGUAUGAUCAUGUUCGGGCGGUUUUGGGCUUGCGAGCUGCGAAUCUGAUGGAUGUGGCUCAUUGA
Aspergillus nomiae NRRL 13137 is the source of this 1785-nucleotide messenger RNA. Its product is annotated as ATP-binding protein. NCBI's taxonomy places the organism in Eukaryota, Fungi, Ascomycota, Eurotiomycetes, Eurotiales, Aspergillaceae. Bases 1 to 1785 code for a protein of 594 amino acids. The record is from RefSeq and is a predicted model, not a curated record. Gene Ontology annotation, molecular function: ATP binding; ATP hydrolysis activity. The transcript has 5 exons.